Molecule: messenger RNA, 1098 nt
Organism: Candidula unifasciata
Lineage: Eukaryota; Metazoa; Mollusca; Gastropoda; Stylommatophora; Geomitridae
Source: the annotation of a GenBank genome assembly
AUGAGUUCUGUGCAUGCUCCAUCAUUUGAUAUCAUGAGGCCGCCAAAACCACCUUGCUGGCGGGAUUUUGUCUUGUCCACUUCUAAAGGCAUUAAUUUUGAUGGACUUGACAUUAGCGAGCAGACAGAACGGAUGCUUGCUGCACGUGCUCCAGUGCAGGAUGUGGUUGAGCCAACCAGAGUGGCCGUAUCCUUGCCAGGAAGUAGACUUAGUCGUCUAGCUAGGCGACCGAGGGCUAGAAUCCACCGCACUAGAAGUGAACAUGUCAUCCAAGCUGAAGAUCUGCCUGAAAGUGAAUUCACAGCAACGCUUGCCAACACAGAUCCCAAAGGGUUACGAGGCCUUGUGCCUGAUGGUCGACUUUAUGUUGAAGAAAAUAACAGACGGUGCCAGAACUGGUUAGCCAGCAUUGAAGCUGCAGAACCACUUGAUAAAGUUGACUAUACAACAGAUCAACAAGCAUCAUUGCCUGCACAUGAUGCUGAGUCAUUAGAUAUAGAAAAACGAGAUAUGAGAACUUUAGGUACGAAAGACAUGGAGAUAGACUGUUUAAGACAAGCAGGAAACUACCUCAUUCCUAUAUAUGAAUCGCAGCAGGGAGUUGAUGUGGAAGUCCCCGAGGAAACAUUUGUUUGGAGUACAGUGGCAAAUACUCGACAACAGUCACCAAGUUUGAGAGAAGAAUCAUGCAGCCCUUCCCGAGAGAUCAAACUGAAAGAAGAAAACAACAAAAUCUCAGGGAAGCUUCAUGACCCACAAACUCUUUUACCAGUUAACUCAAAAAGACUAGACAAUUCUGUUGCACAAAAUUCGUCUUGUGAAGGCAGUUCCACAAAUUUGAGCUCCAGAGUCUUCAAGUGUGGAAAGAUAUCUUGCGGUAAGAAACUGUAUAAGCUUUGCUGUGAUUACGAGGAUGCUGCUUCUUCUUCAUGGAGAGAUGCUGAUAUUCAUGGUGAUAAUGUAAAUGGUGUUGUAGAUAACAAGAAUCAUACAUCACAGAUGCAUAUACAAGGACAUAAUGCUUCCAUUUUCUCUUCUCCUGCACCUUCAAAGUCACGGCCAUAUUCAAGAUCCUCGUCUCUACCAUCUGCAACAUGA